AACAACGUAAUGAAGAUACAAAGCUAUACGAUCUGAAAUGCACAAUUUAUGAAUUAUUAUUUAAAUUAUUCAUAAGUAAUGACAUUUCUUUAAAUAGUUUAUAUGUAAAAAUUUGUCAUAGCCAACAUGUUCUUAAUGUUAUGAUUUUCAAUGAAAUAUGCAAGAAACCAAAAUUUCUAUCAGACAUCAAAUAUUUUACAUUAGAUUUUGAUAGGUGUAAAGUUAUUCCUAAUUUACCGAUACCUUCCUUCGAGUACUCCCCAUCAGCGAUAACUUCAAACAAGCAUUUUACAAUUUAUUUUAAUUCGAAAAAGAACUUAUCUGAGAGGAAUUUAAAAUAUUUGAUUAAAUCACAAACGCAACUUUUAUCCCUCACACUUUAUACUAUAUCAUCAAAAGUAGCUUACUUAAUGAGUGCUUUGAAGUAUUGUUCUAAUACUUUAACUUCAAUUAAGCUUAAUUCUUGUGAUUUUAACGGCAUGCCAUCAUUGAAUGGACUUAAUUACCUUAUACACCUUGAAUCACUUCAAUUCAAACAUUGCAAAGUGAUAACAGUUCAGGUUUUUCGACCCUUACUUGAAAUUUCUACUCCACUAAAAAUCAAAACUUUAACACUAGAGGGUUUAAUUCAAUUUCUCCAUAUAUCUGGGAUUGUUCAUGUGGACAUAGUUCAGUUGUUUAAAUUAAUCACUCACGUUCGCAAACAUCUCCAAUAUCUUUCGCUUCAAAUUCGAAAUCAUCGUCAACCUUGUUUUAUUGAGUCGGACUAUGAACAACAACUAAGAGUUAGUUCCAUGAUCUUGACAAAUUUGGGUCAAAUCUUACCAGAUACUUUGAAAUAUUUAGAAUUAAAACUUGUAAUUGAUCCAAUCAAAUUGAAAAUCUUUUUGGAUAAUUGUAAACACAUUGUUGGUUUAAACAGUCUACUGGUUAUGAAUAAUUCCCAAAAUGAUAAUAUUUUUGAUGUUUUAAAAGAAUUUGUAAGGGAGAAAAAG
This is a messenger RNA of Funneliformis mosseae, 995 nucleotides long. The record is from the annotation of a GenBank genome assembly. NCBI's taxonomy places the organism in Eukaryota, Fungi, Glomeromycota, Glomeromycetes, Glomerales, Glomeraceae.